Molecule: messenger RNA, 388 nt
Organism: Anastrepha obliqua
Lineage: Eukaryota; Metazoa; Arthropoda; Insecta; Diptera; Tephritidae
Product: putative gustatory receptor 58a
Exons: 2
Coding region: 102-377 (91 amino acids)
Biological process (GO): sensory perception of taste
Cellular component (GO): membrane
Source: RefSeq, a predicted model, not a curated record
UUUAUAGUGUUUGUCUCUUUCUUGGGCAAAAGUCGAUUUGGAGUUUAUGGCCCUUGGUCAAUGAACUCUUGUACACUUUCGCGGCAUUUGUUAAUACGAUAAUGGUAAUGGGUAUACUGGAUGCGGCGUUAGAGAAAUGCAAUCAUACUGGGCAAGUACUGAGAGCGUAUGUGGAUUUGGUGGAAAUGCACGAUGCUGAGUGUUUGAGAAGAGCGCUGGACUCAUUUGCAGCCCAUCUCAGCACUCAUAAGCUUCGUUACAAAGUUUGUGGCCUCUUCGAAUUCAAUAAAGGAUCAUCGUUGCACUUCUUUAUGAUGGUAUUGGUAAAAGUAACGGUACUAGUGCAAUUCGAUAUGCAAAACAAGUUGAAGGCGUAAGAAAACUGUCA